Molecule: messenger RNA, 519 nt
Organism: Quercus lobata
Lineage: Eukaryota; Viridiplantae; Streptophyta; Magnoliopsida; Fagales; Fagaceae
Product: prostatic spermine-binding protein-like
Exons: 4
Coding region: 1-519 (172 amino acids)
Source: RefSeq, a predicted model, not a curated record
AUGUUCGUGAUAGACUUAUUGCAUGGUCCCGAAGAGAUUCAUGUAUUUAUGGAGCAUCCAGUAGAUGAGCUUGUGGAGGCAAAGGUUUUAGACCUUGAAGUUGCUGAAGUUGAUGACCUAGUGGAUUAUAAUGGUCAUGCUAGCUAUUAUGAAGAUGAGGUUGAUUAUGAUGGUGAUGAUAGUGAUCAUUAUUAUGAUCAUGCUACUUAUGAAGAUGAUGAUCAUUAUAAUUAUGAUUUUCAUGAUAAUGAUGAUGAGUUUGGGAGGGCUGGUAAAGAACCAAUCAUUGAGGACCAACAAAAGGAUCCAGUUGAUGACCCAAAGGACGAGAGUAGUGACACUAGGGGAACCCAAAUGGGUGAUAAAGUAAUGAAUUCAGAUUAUGAGAGUGAGGAGUUGCAUAGUCUUGAUGAAUCAUCAUUUGACAGUGCUCAUGGUGAUGAUGAAAGUGAUGAUGACCAUCCUACUGCUGCUAAGAUAGACAACUCUGAUAGGAGAAUAAUCUAUACAAUAACUUGA